Carassius auratus (goldfish) is the source of this 2474-nucleotide messenger RNA. RefSeq names its product endoplasmic reticulum junction formation protein lunapark-B-like. Bases 89 to 1396 code for a protein of 435 amino acids. Gene Ontology annotation, biological process: endoplasmic reticulum tubular network organization. NCBI's taxonomy places the organism in Eukaryota, Metazoa, Chordata, Actinopteri, Cypriniformes, Cyprinidae. Gene Ontology annotation, cellular component: endoplasmic reticulum tubular network. The transcript is spliced from 14 exons. The record is from RefSeq and is a predicted model, not a curated record.
AAAAAAUAUCUUAUUACGUCACCGUCACACGUUCAGCAUCAGCCUCCGAUACAUCUCUGUAGAAAGGUGUGGAUUUGCUGUGCUGACAAUGGGAGCCAUCAUUUCACGGUGGAAGACUAAAGCUUCCACGGUGGAACUUCUAGAGGGACUGGAUAAGGACAUUAAGGACCUUGAGGAGUUUCGUGCAAAGAACCAGCGUUUGCUGAAAUUGUGGGUGGGCCGACUUCUCUUCUACUCAUCUGCUCUGUACCUGAUCACGUGUGUGUGUGUGUAUUAUCUGUACUCUCCUGAGCAGUGGAGCGCUCGCCUCAUCACUGCCCUACCUCUGAUGGCCUUUCCUGCACUAGUGUUUCUACUACGAAAACUGCUCAUCUUCCUUUUCUCCAAACGUACAGAGAGAAACAAUGAAAAAUUAGAUGAUUUAAAAGCACAGAAACUGAAAAUACUUGAGGAGGUGAUGGAAACGGAGACCUACAAAAAUGCUAAGCUCAUAUUGGAAAGAUUUGAUCCAGAAUCUAAAAAGAAAGCAGAAGCAGAAGCCACUCCAGUCAGACCUCACAUGACUCCUAGACCAGGACAAGAGCUUCGUCAGCGGCAUGUGCUGUUCCCAGGAGACACACCCCUUCACAUGGCCCCAGGAGCUACACCCCUUCACAUGGCCCCAGGAGCUACACCCCUUCACAUGGCCCCCGGAGGGCCUCCAGAGAAAGGGCUAGCCAGGUCUGUAGCCAGCCCAACAGGAGCAAGCCAAGCAGAAACACCACAACAAAUGAUGAGAAGCAUGAAUCCUUAUUCACCAGGACCUGGAUCAGGUAUGCGUCCUCCUGGUCCACCUCUUGCUCGACCCAUCCUUCCACGAGAGCGCAGCACUGUGGACAGAGUCAUUGAGUAUUUGGUGGGAGAUGGACCUCAGAACAGAUAUGCAUUGAUUUGCCAGCAGUGUUUUUCUCACAAUGGCAUGGCACUGAAGGAGGAAUUUGAGUAUGUAGCAUUCCGUUGUGCUUAUUGCUACUUCAUGAACCCGGCAAGAAAGACACGCCCCCAAGCCCCCAGACUCCCAGAAUUCAGUUUUGAGCGCAGACUUCUCUCUGAAUCUCCUGAAACACAGUCUUCUGCUGCCACAGAGACACCAGAGGACAGUGACGCCCCUGAAGACAGUAUUGUCUCAACUCUUGCCACUCGUGUUUCACACUCUGGCACCCCUUGGAGUACAGUUCAUAGUUUCAAGAAAUUUCCCUCAGAUGACACAGAAAGAACUACACCUGCUGAGCUUCAGGACCCUACCGCUGAAGAUCCACCUGCUGCAAAUGAACCAGAGGAAGAAGAGGCACAGUCUCAACAGAGCCCGCCCCCCUCAGAGGAUGUCCCACAGGAAGAGGCUGGAGCUCAGGGGUAACAGCAGAAAGAGGAUGAAUCUAUAUAAACUGUGUUUAAAUGCAGUUUAAACAUGAAUGAUCAAUGCUGUUCGCUACAGCUUUUGGUUUUUGGGAUGUUUGGUUUUAACUUCUCCCUAAAGCGUGUUCAUUUAGUACUUCUUAGUAAUUCUGGAGGCUGUUAAGAGUUUUUACUGCUUAUUUAUUUAUAUAUGCACCACAGUGUUUACAUAUAGUGGGCUAAAUAUCAUAUCACAUUACAGUUUGUAACGCUAAUAGUGUGGUGCGCCCCAUAAUGGUGUUGUCACCCAGUACAAUACCUGUGCAUGGUUUGAUUAUGAGGGUGAUUUUACAAAACAGACUGCAAUUGCUUAAAUCAGAAUAGUAUCAUUUUACAGUGUUAGCAUUCAGUUGCUUAGUAGAUAAGGACGGGAUGCAUUUUACAGGUUUUAUCUAUCUUUGUGUUUACAGAAUUAUUUGAAACUGCAAGCUGAACAAAAACGCACUCUUACAAAAGCAUAGUCCUUUUAGGGGAGCGAUACUUGGUGUGUUUUUGUGUUUUUCUUUGUUUGUUUUUUUUGCCAAAUGCACUAUUUUUUAGUUUUAAAUAUUUAUUAUUUUGUUUUGAAUAGGUUUAGUUGCUUGUGUUUUUUCUGGCCAACAGUUUGUUUACGUAAUUGUGUAUAAUUCAACUGUCUUGUGCCUUUCUGGUUAUGAACAUGUCUAGGUUUUAACAGCACAGUUUACAGAAUUGCUAAAUUUGUCAAAAUAAUAUAUAGGACGUUUUCUGCAUUGCUGUUUAAGCUUUACAAGUCAACUGAUGCCAGAGGUGACACUGGUAUUUAUUCAUGAAUUUGGUGAUAAUGAUAAUUUUGUAGUGAAUUGUGUUAGUUAUUUACUUUCCAUGUUCAUUGUGAAUUGACUCUUAUCUCAAUAAGCAACACAAAAUUCAUGUGCUUUGGAACUGGAGGUGUCCACUUGUUCUUGUUUGUCAGUUCUUGUGAGUUGUUGUGCACUGUUGCAUUUACACACUGGAUUGUGUGCAUGGUAAAUCCAAUAAAAAAUAUUUUUCUAAAGAAUGGUUCAACAUUAUCAUGAAAA